CCACCCGGCGAGCCCGCAUCAUGGAUGUCGAGCUCUCCUAUUUCGCUUUGCUCGCCUUGGAAUUCGAGACCCCAGACGAGGACCAGGAUUCAUGAACUGGUCUCAGGGGCCCGGGCAGGGGCCUCUGGCUCCCGACGCUGGCCGAGAGGUGAUGAGUGAAGUCGAAAGAUCCGAAGAUUUAAAAAGCAUCUGGAGUCUCCGUAUUGAAUGAAAGACCCAGUGCAAAGGCAUCAUCAUGAACACGAGCCUUCCAUAUCAGCAGAAUCCUUACAGUCCCCGGGGCGGCGCCAAUGUCAUCCAGUGCUACCGAUGCGGAGACACCUGCAAAGGGGAGGUGGUUCGCGUCCACAAUAACCACUUCCACAUCAGAUGCUUCACCUGUCAAGUGUGUGGCUGUGGCCUAGCCCAGUCGGGCUUCUUCUUCAAGAACCAGGAGUACAUCUGCACCCAGGACUACCAGCAACUCUACGGCACCCGCUGCGACAGCUGCCGGGACUUCAUCACAGGCGAGGUCAUCUCCGCACUGGGCCGCACCUACCAUCCCAAGUGCUUCGUGUGCAGCUUGUGCAAGAAGCCUUUCCCCAUUGGAGACAAGGUGACCUUCAGCGGGAAGGAAUGCUUGUGUCAGACGUGCUCCCAGUCCAUGACCAGCAGUAAGCCCAUCAAGAUCCGCGGACCAAGCCACUGCGCCGGGUGCAAGGAGGAGAUCAAGCAUGGCCAGUCGCUCCUGGCACUGGACAAGCAGUGGCACGUCAGCUGCUUCAAAUGCCAGACCUGCAGCGUCAUCCUCACCGGGGAGUACAUCAGCAAGGAUGGCGUUCCGUACUGCGAGUCUGACUACCACUCCCAGUUUGGCAUUAAGUGCGAGACUUGUGACCGAUACAUCAGUGGCAGAGUCUUGGAGGCGGGAGGGAAGCACUACCACCCCACCUGCGCCAGAUGUGUGCGCUGCCACCAGAUGUUCACCGAGGGGGAGGAGAUGUACCUCACAGGUUCUGAGGUCUGGCACCCCAUCUGCAAGCAGGCAGCCCGGGCAGAGAAGAAGUUAAAGCAUCGGCGGACGUCUGAAACGUCCAUCUCACCCCCUGGAUCUAGCAUCGGGUCACCCAACCGAGUCAUCUGUGACAUCUAUGAGAACCUGGACCUCCGGCAGAGACGGGCCUCCAGCCCAGGAUACAUCGACUCCCCCACCUACAGCCGACAGGGCAUGUCCCCCACCUUCUCCCGCUCUCCUCAUCACUACUACCGCUCCGGGCCCGAGAGUGGCCGGAGCUCUCCAUACCAUAGCCAGUUAGAUGUGAGGUCCUCCACUCCGACCUCUUACCAGGCUCCCAAGCACUUUCACAUCCCAGCUGGAGAAAGUAACAUCUACCGGAAACCCCCGAUCUACAAGCGGCAUGGUGAUUUGUCGACAGCAACCAAGAGCAAAACAAGUGAAGACAUCAGCCAGGCCUCUAAGUACAGUCCAGCCUACUCGCCAGACCCCUACUACGCGAUGGAGUCUGAGUACUGGACCUACCACGGGUCCCCCAAAGUGCCCCGAGCCAGAAGAUUCUCAUCUGGAGGAGAGGAGGACGACUUUGACCGCAGUAUGCACAAGCUUCAGAGUGGAAUCGGCAGACUAAUUCUGAAGGAAGAGAUGAAGGCCAGGUCCAGUUCCUAUGCAGACCCCUGGACCCCGCCCCGGAGCUCCACCAGCAGCCGGGAGGCCCUACACACAGCUGGCUAUGAUGUGUCCCUAAAUGGCUCCCCUCGGUCCCACUACCUGGCCGACAGUGACCCCCUCAUCUCUAAAUCUGCCUCCCUGCCUGCCUACAGAAGAAACGGGCUGCACAGGACACCCAGCGCAGACCUAUUCCACUAUGACAGCAUGAACGCCGUCAACUGGGGCAUGCGAGAGUACAAGAUCUACCCUUACGAGCUGCUCCUGGUGACCACAAGAGGGAGAAACCGAUUGCCCAAGGAUGUGGACCGGACGCGUUUAGAGCGCCAUCUGUCCCAGGAAGAGUUCUACCAGGUCUUUGGCAUGACCAUCUCCGAGUUUGACCGGCUGGCCCUCUGGAAGAGGAAUGAACUCAAGAAGCAAGCCCGGCUGUUCUAGGCAGAGGCUCUAUAAAUAUAUAUGCAUUUAUAUAAAGAUAUAUGUAAAAUCUCUAUACUGAAGCUCGGUAUAAUCCUCUUGUGUAAUGGGACACACUGCCUGCUGUGAGACUUGCUUUUCUGUAUCGUCAGGCAAGCCCACAUCAUCAAGAUAUUUUUAUGCUCCUUACUUUCUCUUUUUUAAGUGCAAUGGGGUUUGGGAAGGAAUUUGCGGGGACUCCCAUCCUUUUACUGGGGAGCCUUUUUAUACUGAAACAUCUGUCCUGACUUGAGUCCCCCAAGGUCCAACUCUCUUUCCUAAAAGAGGUGCCUGAAGGAGUCUUUCUUCUCUCUGCUUCUCGGCUCUUUCCCCCAACCUCCAGGGAGGAUGCUGACCGUGCAGUUUUCACACUUCACUGGCCCCAGAGGGGCCCUUCUCAAGGAGGAUCCACAGUGUUCUCCCCAAGUCACUGAACACCUUUGAGAGCCCUGAAGAAUUUUCUUAUCACCCCCACUAGGACCUCAGUGCUGUCUGGGGGUGAUGCAGCUAGAAAUGUGGGUUUCACGUCUAUUCAUUACAGAAAUAAACAGAAGUGGAUAGGGCCUUGGCCUCUCCUCGCCUCUUCAAUCCUCCUUCUAUCCUUGAUCCUCACCUCUCUCUAGUCCAAAUCUAUGACUCAUGGUAGGAAAAGAAAAAGCACUUCCCUUUUCUGCAUCAUUACUUCCCAUGGCCCCGUGCCUGGCCCCUACGUGAAGAACCAGAGGGAGAAAGUGGGAGCCGGGAGCAGGAGACAGAGCAGGACAUCUGUUAGUGCUGGGGCUGCAGGACCCCUUGGGACCCUCCCUCAUUGCUCCCAGAAUCUCCUGACCCUUCCCCCUUAGGAGGAGAGGCCCAUUUUCGCAGCCUGUAUUUUUCAGCCUUACUACAAUCUAUGUGCCUGACAACUCGCCACAGGGCUAAUGUUCCCACCACGGCUCCAACCGAACAACUAGACAGACAACCUCUAACACACACCUCCAAAGGUAAUACAGACCAGGUCCUAAAGAAAGCUUCCUGGCCUAUGUUGUCUGGUCUCUGGGUUGGUAGAGCAGCCCAACCACACCCCCACCAGUCCUUGGCUCCUAAUGCAAAGUUGGCCACGCUUCAUGGGGGAAACUUUUGAAGAAUGACUGCUUAUGAGAUUCCAAAAUGGAGCACUGGCCAGCAUCGCUCACAGUCAUCCUGAUUUCCCCAGUGGCUGCCUUUCCUGCCUCCUUGCCUUCUGGAACAGGGGUGAAAGCUUAACCAUCUCUCCUCCCCUCCCCAAAUCUGCAACCAUGAGUUGGUGAUGGUGAGGUCUGUUCCUUCCUGGAGAUGGCUUGAGUCAGACCAUGGAGGAAGGAUGAAGAAGUGGAAAUGACAGUUACGACUCUCAAGAGGUUAUGUGUUGUGGCAAGUGCAGAACUGACUUCAACUCAACAAACCCUUACUGAGCACCUGCUGAUGCUGAGCACCUGCUGUAUACUGAGCACUUAAUGUGGUAGGGAAAUGGGAAUACUAGAAUGAUCAACCUGGGGCCCAAUCUCAGGGGCAUGCCUACUAAAAAUGGGUGUCAUAAGGCAUGUACUCAAACACGACAGAUGUGAGGCAGAAAGUGAUAGGAGACAGUAUGAGAAAGUGUGUGUGACGUUACUAAGAAAGCAUAUGCAGCUGGUGCAGACCAAGGACAGCUUUCUGGAAGAGACUGCAUCUGAGCGAAGUUCAGGAAGGAUCUCUGUAAAUUGGAAGGAGACUGUAACCGGAAAGGGUGAUAGGAUGAAGGGCCAGAAGGGAGGUCUAAUAUAUUCUCAUUUAAAAUGUUCACCCUUUCUGCAUCUUCUCUUUUUGGCCAAUGUCUUUCAACUGUCCUGACCCUUUUAGAAAAGUCCCCAGCCAGACACAAUCAUUGAAACUGCCUCAUUAUCACUGGUUGAGAACUUGGAGAGAUUGAAGGGCUUUUGUUAUUGUUGUUGAAUAUCUUUGUUUCCCAUAAAUGCACAUAAUUUCAACCCAGACUUGUGUCCUUCUGUUG
Molecule: messenger RNA, 4130 nt
Organism: Dama dama (fallow deer)
Lineage: Eukaryota; Metazoa; Chordata; Mammalia; Artiodactyla; Cervidae
Gene: ABLIM3
Product: actin binding LIM protein family member 3
Exons: 22
Coding region: 236-2101 (621 amino acids)
Biological process (GO): cytoskeleton organization; lamellipodium assembly; cilium assembly
Cellular component (GO): actin cytoskeleton; stress fiber
Molecular function (GO): actin filament binding
Source: RefSeq, a predicted model, not a curated record